AUGAAGCAAAGAGCCAAUCGCCGUCGUUCGAGUGUCCGACCUUCUCAUGUCGCUGAUGGGCCUGUCUCUCCUCCAACGGAGGUGACUGCCCCAUCUCCUGUGGUUGCAUCUAUGCCAUCUGCAGUCGCCACAUCGCCUGGUCGGGUUGUGUCCCCUGCUCUUGAUCCUAGUUUGGCUAUGGACAUUGUUCCUAUUCCACCUACUGUCCCGGAGUCGUCUCCAUCUCCUCCGUCGUCGUCCCUUCCCGAGGUGGUGACUGCGUCUGUUCCUCCAGUCAGUCCCUCGGUCAAUGUACUCCAUGCCCGUCUGCCUUGUUCAGUUGGUAAGUCUUCUUCACCCGACUCUGUAUCUUCUCCUAAACGUGUUACUCACUCCUCUGUCGUGUCUGUGUCUUCACCUGGUGAGUCCCCUCCAUUGCCGAACCCAAACCCACCAUCUGCGUCUCUUCUCAAGUCACCUUCUAUGUGUAAGCAGUCCUUACCCAAAACUCCCAAGACUCGGUUUGCCUCCAAACCCAAACCCAAACCCACACCCAAACCCCAUGUUCCUGUGCAGUCCAAAGGAAAAGAAUCCAAGUGUGUCUUUAGCCCUAAGGAUUCUGUGUCUUUCGUUGAUCCAUCAUCUAUCCAAUACUUUGUUGAUGCUACCAAGGCCUCGCAUUAUCAAAGCUGGUUUGCUGUGAGAGACUUGUGGCCUGAAUAUUCUGUUGUGUUGGAGGAUUUUCCUGAUUUAGUUGAACUUUUACAGUCUAGGCAUUGGGUAAAUACCGUGUCCAAAUUGGUGUCUCCUCAUCCCAUUCUCAUUAGGGAGUUUUAUGCUAAUUUAGAUAGGUCUGUUUUAGAUGGGCAAAAUGACGAUUGCCUUACUGCUUUUGUAAGGGGUAGUCGUGUAAAAUUUGCUCCAUCCACUAUUGCUCGUGCUCUCAAGAUUCCAAAAGGGAAUCAUGAUAUUCCUGUCACAAAGUUGACUAUUUUCUAUCGGGUUCUUCAUCGUCCGGCCUUGUAUAAUUGGUUUCCCAAUUCUCACCUCUCAUCUGUUACACUUGAGAUUGGGAAGUUUUUAUAUGUUGUGGGUACUGGCGUGUCUAUUGAUCUGGCUACUCUCAUUUAUGAUCAAAUUUUUUAUGUCGCCUCCUCUACUAGUACUCGUAACAAGCUGCCUUAUCCAAUCCUAAUUCAGCAGAUUAUUAAGCCUGCCGAACCGUCGUUGACCACUCACGACUUCCAGGUUGCGAAUCCUAUUUUGCCUAAAAAAUUUCUGGAAGCUCUCAACAAGAAGUUAUAUACCGAGUUCAAGGCCUUCACUACACAUUACAAGAAAGAUCAGAAGCGGCAAAUGGCCUUUGAAGCAUCUAUGUACAAGCUUGUUCAAGUUGUCAAGACCUUGGUUGUUCAGUCUGAGUAUGGCUCUCAAUUAUCCCCUUUGAUUGAUGUUUCUCCACCAGCAUUUCAUCGGGACUCCUUUGGCGAAUCCUCUAUGGCUCCUGAGUCUUCUAUUCUUAUUCAGGAGGAGUUCACUAGUCCUACUCAGGUGCCUCCAGUCUCAUCUACAGUGCCUCCUGCUGACACAGAGUUGGACACAUCAGUUUCACCAACGCUUCCUGAUGCCCUUCCUUAG
Molecule: messenger RNA, 1617 nt
Organism: Humulus lupulus (European hop)
Lineage: Eukaryota; Viridiplantae; Streptophyta; Magnoliopsida; Rosales; Cannabaceae
Exons: 4
Coding region: 1-1617 (538 amino acids)
Source: RefSeq, a predicted model, not a curated record